Oppia nitens is the source of this 1546-nucleotide messenger RNA. Its product is annotated as zinc finger protein 189-like. Bases 237 to 1499 code for a protein of 420 amino acids. Gene Ontology annotation, molecular function: DNA-binding transcription factor activity, RNA polymerase II-specific; RNA polymerase II cis-regulatory region sequence-specific DNA binding. The transcript has 3 exons. Gene Ontology annotation, biological process: regulation of transcription by RNA polymerase II. Lineage: Eukaryota; Metazoa; Arthropoda; Arachnida; Sarcoptiformes; Oppiidae. The record is from RefSeq and is a predicted model, not a curated record. Gene Ontology annotation, cellular component: PcG protein complex; transcription regulator complex.
GCACACAACUGUGCGGACGACCCUUCACUCCAUGAUUACUGUCUUUAUAGACAUACCUAUCCUUUUUUGUUGCCGUCAUUUUUACAGUACAGUCCAUAUUAAUAAUCGCCCCUAAAAACUGUUUUUGUGUGUGAAUUGAUUCAAAUAUAAUUGCAAUUCAAUUAUCCGAUUCAAAACUAUAUAAUUUACGGAAAUCUGUGGCAACUUUUGGUCAAAACCAUUACCGAUAGUAUACUAUGGAUUCGUCGGGUGAACAGCACUUUGAUUUGAGUGAAUAUCGGGUGAUCUCUAUAGAGGACAACCAUAAGGUGGCAAUGAUUAACACAAUGAAUGGCAUUGUGACUGACCCGCCGGUCGUGGACUUUGCCGAUAUAAAGUCGAUGAUCUAUAAGUUGCGGGCAUUGAUUCAGAUGUUUGACGACUCAUUUAUCACUAGUUGUCUGAAUGAUAACAAAUUGAAGACAUUCGAGUCGGUGACCGAAGCCGACCUGACAGACAUUAGUCAAUAUAUCAGAAAUUGGUUGAUCUCUUUUUAUAACGCCGAAAGUCAAAGCCUUAUCGAAUCACUUAAAUUAGAGGACGGCAUACAAGAGGUGCUAUCGAUGGCCGCCUUAUUGAUACUAAAUGUGUUUCGAAUGAUGAAAGACUCGAUACCUGAUGUAAGGGAAGCGUUGGACGAGAAUUGGAUGUAUUUGCAAGAGUUUGACGACCAGUUAGAAGCCAUGUGGAAGAGUGACAAAGCGUUUACUCUUUUGCAGACAGAGCUCGAGUGCGAACGUAUACAACGGUUAGCCGAUCGGCAAAAGUUGACAAAAUUAGAGAAAGAGGUCAACACUUAUAAGAGAAAAGUUCAACAAUCAAAGGAAAUGCUGGAAAAGUUGAAAAAGUUUGCCUCAAAACCGGCUCCGAAAAGCCGCAAACGUGGCGGAGGUGUUCAAACACCGUCACGAAGAGGUCGACGCAAAGGUGAACAGGGAUGGGGUACGAGAACUGAAAGCGAGAUUGAACCUGAUUUGCCACCACUGCCCGGCACACCAGUGCUUUUGUCGUCAUCAGGAACUGGUUCGUCGUGUCGAUACUGUGGCAAAUGGUUUAACGAUUCGGCAAAACUCGCCAAACAUAUCAUAAUACACGCGGGUAGCAAACCAUUUGCCUGCGAUUGGCCCGGUUGUGGCCGACCAUUCGACUCCAACUAUAAACUACAGCGACACCGGAGAUGUCAUACUGGGGAACGACCGUUCGCUUGUGAGACAUGUGAUAAACGGUUUACCAGAUCUGAUAAACUACGAGAACAUCAACGACUGCAUCUCAGGGAUAGUACAGUCGCUAACCAAAAACAAAUAGAAAUCAAUAUUAAUCCUCAAGAAGUUGAACAACAAGAUGAAGACGAUGGAGAAGAACAACAACAAGAGGUAGAAGAUGGAGAAGAAGAACAACCAACACAUGACAGUGUGGAACACAUUCUUAUUAAUACUGAAGAGAUGGUCACCAAUGAGUAGUGAAAUUAAUUUUCUAAAUAUAUUGUAAAUCAAACCUAUUUUUAAUC